GGCGCUUGUCAUCAGAACGUACUACUCUACUAGCUAGUCCAUUUAUCCCUCGAACGUCAACCUUUCCGCUUGGACAAUUGUAGAUGUGCGAUACGGAAUUGAGAUGGCAGUAAAGGAUCUAGUUGAUCGGUUCGAGUCAUCUGACUCCCAACAACCGCCCUCCACUCCUGCUCGUUUCAUUACAGUCCAGUCUCGGAAUUUACGAAACAGAAAACCCUCAUUACCUCAGGAAACCAUGGACGAUGAGUCUGGCUCUGCUACGGCCUUCACGACUAGGAUACCCUCUGUUAACAAUAACUAUACCACUCUAGACAUAACCGAUGCUGCACAACCAUUCAUUGGGAUACAGUAUCUGGAAGUUGAGGAGGAUGAGGUGCCUUAUCGGAGCCGCCCUAUCUCUUACGAAGAUGACGAGACUUGGAGAUUAAUCGAACCCGACCAUACCUAUCCCCCUUCGUCCGCUUCCCAACAUUCAUUUUCAAUCACACCAACGCUAGUGCAUUCCCGACAUACUUUGGGACAGCAUAACCCCAUUUCUCCCACCGAACUAUUCUCUCGCAAAGCCCCACCUCUGUACCUACCCAAACUCGACUCGUAUCUGGAAUCACUACCCCAACCGCCCUUCAAUAACGUGAAGACGAACAGGGAAGCUGAAAUGUUUCCACCGAUGGACCGCUUAGUUGAGUCAGGGUACUCGGUAGAAGAACUCGAAGCAAACUCUCGUGUGGCUCCGUUUUGGCGUAACAAGAAAACCUUAUUGGGCUCAGCGGUUAAUGUCGUGCUUGGAAUAACAGGCUCGAGCAUGCUUGCAUCAUUCUACAGUCUACAAGGAGUCGUCAAUACUGUACAGGUUUUUGCGCUCAUCCUGAGUACUAUAGUACCUUUCAAGGGCGAAAGACUUGGUGAUCAUUGGAGAAAGCUGCUUUUGGGAACUAUUCCUAAUGUCUUGGCAUUGAACUUCGCUUCUGGCACAAUGCAGUCUCUUAUAUUUCUCACCGUAUUUAUGGUUACGGCAUCAGGUCUUCUCUAUCGUUUCUGGAAAUCGACACGGAAAUGUGACCGGUACACAGAAAUUGAAGGUCUUCAGCAAAACGAUAAAAAUGGAAAGGAGUGGAAGCUCGUCACCAUUUCGUUUCUGCUUACUUUGAUCUACCUCCCAAUGAGCACAAUGGCGGUACACGUCUUGGUGUGGUCUCAAGACCUAUGGCCUAUCCCGAAUCCAUACACAAAUGCAACCUCUUUUCCGCCAGUUGUACCCCCUUUAGGCCCAUCGCAUGAAUAUCGAGAUCCUUUGGAUUUCUGCUGGACGACAACGAUGAAGAAAAAUGAGUUCAACUUUGCGCCUAUCGUGAUCAUCCUCUCCAUCGUCACCAUUUUAUUUUUGACGAUUUACUACCCCAUUGCUUUGAGGCGCGUCAUCCGAACGUCUGUCCCCAAGGUCGAUCGCUUCACGGAGCUUGGAAGACCAAGGAACCCAGUCGAUAUGGACACGGAGUAUCAUCGUUUACUCGCGAGAGAUACCAAUCCAUUUGCUUUUUUAUAUGCCGGUUUUCGGCGCGAUUGGGGUACCUACGAACCAAUCUAUCUGUUUGUGAAAUUGAGUACCCUGGUGAUUGUCGCGGUCAUUGACCCUGAUAAUUGCUUUUUUCGCUCGGCCCCCCGUGCUGUCAUACCGAUUGUUCGCCAGGUCCUUUUACUCACCUCCACCGUCGGCUUCUUUUUGGCACAGUGUUUUCUCGGACCUUUUCUUGAUCCUGUGAAUAACGCCAGCGAAUGGGUGUCAAGAUUAAACUACGUCCUUACUUCACUUUUAGCUCUGCUUGUUACUCUUGAUGUACCUGGAAAGGAUCUCCUGAAUUAUUAUGUACUUUAUGGAAUAUACAUACUUACCUACGGCUUCAGCCUUUAUUUCACUGUCAUCAACCUCUCGAUUAGCAGAAAAACCGUGAAAAAACUGACCAGGCGAAUAGAUUUCAGCAUCGAUGUUUUCUCACCAAGACUGGCGUUAUCAUACCCAUCCCCACACCUGAAACGUAGGAUAUGGCAGGAGUCCAUAUCUAUCUUGCUUCUGACCAGUCCUGAAUGCAAAAUACCGCCUCAGCAAAAGAUGGUGUUUGCGCAAGCUCGCGAUUCCGAAUUCCCCCCUUAUCUUUUGAACUUCCUCGGCUCUCCAGCAGAAAGGCAUGUAGAGAAUCUCAAGAUUUUACGGGAAGUGGGAUCAUUGGAGUACCGGAAAGCCGUUGCCCUUAUGUACGGGCCCGACUUUGAGCGGACUAGACAACUCGAGGAAGAAAUUCAGAGGUAUUUCACUGGGCCUGAUUCGUACUGGAAACCGCCCGAAGAGAAUGCAAUACUUAACUGCACCCAUUUCUUCGGUAAUGCAUGGAUGAUUCCGUUCCCUCCUACACUGGUAUUCCGCUACGAUAUUGGUCCUUAUACUGUUCUUCGAGAUGUUUCGGAUCUGGAGUUGUACGUUCGACAAAAUUCUUCACGGGAAAUCCAACAGCGACGUGAGAUCCGGAUGUCGUUACGAUCGUUAGACGGGCAAAUGGUCUCAUGGCGAUAUAACCAUGUCCAAGCUAUCGGUUCUCAAUCUCUUUGUUGUGGUCUGAGGAAACGUUACAGUGCACAAGCGUCAAGACGUUACGAAACAGCCAUACUCAAGAUAGAGCAACGAGGGAAUUUGGUUUGGCAAGGAGUUCAACUAGGCAGCGGCUUCACCGUCAAGCUCAAAUAUCCAAGAGGGAUCAUUCUUGACGGUGAAGCGAUAGGACUAACUGACGACUUCGACCUGACUACCCUGCUGGCGAGAUUUUUGACAUCGAACCAUCCGCUUAUUCACACUCGACUACGUCACCUUGAGAGUGUACUCUCAGAUUAUCGCCAUCAUCACAGGAAGGAAUGUCAAUACAAAGCUCAAGUGUUGAGUUACAAAUUCCUCUCCCAUGUCUAUGAUCUUCCUCGUGACCCAACUGUCAUGGUUGGGAGUUCUAUCGACUAUGAGCGAGACCCACGAGUCCGCCAGCUGAUAGCUGGAAGUGAAGCGAUCUUCGAUACAGCUUACAUGAGAUUCCUUAGUGUUUCCCGAUCAGAGGCCGCGACAUGGUGGUACGUCUUUUGGGACGACCUUUGGCGAAGAAAUUGGGACACUAUUGCUGGGCUCCAACUACAUGCCACUGACUUCAACCCUCACUACCCUACAUCCAUCGCUUAUAUGCCUCUUCCCCGCCCGGCGCUGGAAUCUUUUCUGGCACAGCGAAAUCUGUUUUCAAAGAAGCCGAGGUGGGGAGAUUUUUUCCAUCCAGGCUUCUUGAACAAACUGUAUCUUCGUCUAAAUGAAGCUGUCUUCCGAGGGUCCAGCAAGCAAAUCUUGUUUCAUAUGGGCAACGGUAUCUCGGAGUUGGACAUGGACCAUGUCGAUGUGGAAAUGCGGGCUCAGGCAUCGAAUAUCGGAACAGGCGGAGGCACGGACCACGACGAUGCUUCGAUUCUUCAGAGGCCAACGUAUCGAUGGGAAGGUCUAUUAGAAGACCCCCCGUAUCCAUUCCAACGGCAGCAACGGAAGUUCAUGAGUAAAGUAACUGCAUGGUUAGGAUUGGCACCUACUUGGAGAGCAGGUAUACCUGUGCAAGGUGUUUCCAUCGAUGUACGGCUACAAGAUGGACGAUACGUUCUCCUUGAAAAGCCUAGUACUUCGAAGGACAAUGAUUAGACCAUACUACGCAGAUAUCAGGAUUUCUGUACAUUUUGAACGUGCCGUAGUAGGUUGCUAAAGCACUCUCACCAGAAGUGCUGCAAGCACUCGAUGGUGAUCAUAAAUGAACGUUUACCAUGAGAGGUGAAGGGAAAAAUGAAUAGGGCACG
Marasmius oreades (fairy-ring Marasmius) is the source of this 3864-nucleotide messenger RNA. RefSeq lists its product as uncharacterized. Bases 104 to 3712 code for a protein of 1202 amino acids. The record is from RefSeq and is a predicted model, not a curated record. NCBI's taxonomy places the organism in Eukaryota, Fungi, Basidiomycota, Agaricomycetes, Agaricales, Marasmiaceae. The transcript is spliced from 16 exons.